Molecule: messenger RNA, 2072 nt
Organism: Candidula unifasciata
Lineage: Eukaryota; Metazoa; Mollusca; Gastropoda; Stylommatophora; Geomitridae
Source: the annotation of a GenBank genome assembly
AUGUCUUUGUAUCCAGAGUUGAAAGGCUUGUACCACCUGAGGGAAACAAUUGGAUCAGGUGGUUUUGCCAAAGUUAAGCUGGCCUACCAUGCACUCACUGGAGAAAAAGUCGCUGUGAAAAUUAUGGAUAAAAGAACACUUGGAGCAGAACUGCCGAGAGUGACAACAGAGAUUGCUGCCAUGAAAGAUUUACAUCAUCAGCACAUCUGCAAGCUUUUCCAAGUUAUUGAAACAGAAAACAGGUUUUUCCUGAUACUUGAGUACUGUCCUGAGGGUGAGCUUUUUGACUACAUUAUAUCAAAAGACAGACUGGAUGAAAAUGAAGCUCGCCUUUUUUUUAGGCAGAUAGUUGCCGCAGUGACAUAUAUCCAUGAAGCUGGGUACGCUCAUCGAGACCUUAAACCUGAAAAUCUGCUGCUCGAUGAGGACCUUAAUAUAAAGCUGAUUGACUUUGGACUGUGUGCAAAACCAGAGGGUGGCAUUAGUAGCUUCUUAGCAACUCUGUGUGGAAGUCCAGCUUAUGCUGCACCAGAACUGAUCGCUGGUAAACAGUAUCUGGGACCAGAGGUUGAUCAGUGGAGUAUGGGUGUGUUACUCUAUGCCUUACUUUGUGGAUUUCUUCCCUUUGAUGAUGAAAACAUAAGUCAUUUGUACAAGAAAAUUAAGACUGGUGUGUAUGCUACUCCUGUAUGGCUUAGUGAAGAGAGUAAGGAGAUCAUCUCCCAGCUUCUGAAGGUUGAACCCAAGAGGCGUAUUUCCAUGCAAGACUUGUUGAGACAUCCAUGGCUGACAAAGACCUUCAACAUACCAAUAGAGUGGGAAAGUAAAUAUAAGAAAGUUUUGGAUGAUGACUGCAUUAUUGAACUGGCUGUUCACCACCAAAAAACAAGGAAGCAAAUGGAGACAGAUAUAUCAGAGUGGAGGUAUGACUACCUGACUGCUAGCUACUUGUUGUUGCUGGAGAAGAAGAGGAAGGGAAAACCUGUCAGACUGUUGCAGAGGCCAAUAUCACGAGAGGACAGAUCUAGGUCACGACACCGCAGUUCGGAAGAGGAUUUAAGUGGAGUUGACUUCAUGGACUCUGUAUUUAUUCUCACACCACAAAACAAGGCAGACAAAGUGGCAACUACUGUGGCUGAAAAUCGACAUGGCCGUGUGCGAGAGAGAUUAAACUUUGGUGAUAAUCCUGAUCCAGCAGCAAAGAAACAAACUUGCAACAAUAAAAUUGUAGAAAAUAAUAAAAUACAAGAAACUUUAGCACAGCAGCAGAAGAUCAAAUCAAGGGAGCCUUUAGAAGAAGUAGAAAAUAUGAAAACAUUAGUAGCACUAAAGUCGACAUCAUCACCUCAUCACAUGAGUAAGGAGAACAAACCUAUUGAAUUACAUGCAAUUAAAGAAGUCGAAAAACAAAACAAGAAGGUAGUGGACACAGCAACAGAUAGCCAAGGAAAAACUGAGGUAGCCAGAACACCUGUGAAGGAGGAGCACACACAAAAAGAUACACCUGCUCAGAUCUAUAGAAAAGCUGAUAAUAUUCACAGUGCGAGAAGAAGCGCAAGAAAGUCACCGCAGACGAGGUACAAUACAAACGCAAGACAUACAGAGGCCCAUACACCGAAUCGUAACGACCAGACUUCACACAGGAAAGAGGAAGAAAAGCGGGAUACAGCUAAGAAACCAGCAGUUAUUGUCCAUGAGAAAUGUGCCCUCAGCACCACAUUUUCCCCAUCAAGGUCCUAUGAUUCACAGCUGAACAACCUGGCAGAUUGUGCUGUAACUCCGACUAAGGAAUCUGUGAAAGCAGCUUCACGGUCAGUGGAUGACGGCUUGUACAAGGCACACAUUCCUGGAAGUGGCCAGAAGUCAUCAGCACGCAAAGUGACUGUCUUUGGCAGUAUUGAGCGCAUGUUCAACAUGCUAACACCAAAGAAGAAGAGUUCUUCAUGCAGUGGACCUAGAAAAGCCAAGGCUCUGCAUAAUGUUUGUGUGACCAAUGACAGUAACCCAAAUACUGUUCUGACUUUGCUCAAGAAUACCUUGCAGAAGAAGUGUAUACCUUUCAAGCAAAGCGA